Molecule: messenger RNA, 9601 nt
Organism: Thunnus maccoyii (southern bluefin tuna)
Lineage: Eukaryota; Metazoa; Chordata; Actinopteri; Scombriformes; Scombridae
Gene: ptprdb
Product: protein tyrosine phosphatase receptor type Db
Exons: 42
Coding region: 460-6222 (1920 amino acids)
Biological process (GO): protein dephosphorylation
Molecular function (GO): protein binding; protein tyrosine phosphatase activity
Source: RefSeq, a predicted model, not a curated record
GCGCAUCGUCAGCAUCAGUUUGAAGUCAAAUCUGACAGCCGCUGCCUUGCUCGCUCCUUUUUACCAUCUCUUCCACUCAUUGGUGGUCAUCCCGUCUCGUUUGAGAGGUACAGUCCCGGAUUAGUGAGCUAAACUUUAUCCGGGACUGUGGGAGCGCGUCUGCUCGCUGCCUUCAACUUGGGGUGAAGAAAGACACGGGAAACUCCUCGGGAUUCUCCGUACACCGAGCACUGAUCCGGAUAUUCUGUUUGACGUGUUGAAGUGCUUCUUAAGGAGAAUUCUGGGGAGAUUUCUUACUCUUUCAUUCCUCAAAGAUGAAGCAGCACAGUGGACCUGUUUACUAAAGCAGCUCCCACUCUUAAACUUCAUGUUCCAGGAUGAACCAUGAGCAAAGGUUGUGAGGGCCUGUUUCUAUCGUCCUGUUGUACAGUGAGGCAGUGAGCUCACGGUGGAUACAGCAUGCAUGUGUCGACAUAUCCCAUGAUGCACUCUGCCAGUCCAGGCCUGCUCCUCCUCAGCUUCCUCUUCCUCGCUGAUGCUGACUCACCCCCAAGAUUCACACGAACCCCAGAAGACCAAACAGGAGUCCAGGGGGGAGUAGCGUCCUUUGUGUGCCAGGCCACCGGGGAUCCACAGCCCAAGAUCGUCUGGAACAAGAAAGGCAAAAAAGUCAGCAACCAGAGAUUUGAGGUGAUAGAGUUUGACGAUGGGUCCGGCUCGGUCCUGAGGAUCCAGCCGCUGAGGACCCCCAGAGACGAGGCUGUUUACGAAUGUCACGCCUCCAACUCAGCGGGAGAGAUAACUGCUUCCACCAGACUAAGUGUGCUUCGAGAGGACCAGCUGCCCUCGGGGUUCCCCACCAUAGAUAUGGGUCCCCAGCUGAAAGUGGUCGAGCGUUCUCGGACCGCCACCAUGCUUUGUGCUGCUAGCGGCAACCCUGACCCGGAAAUUACCUGGUUCAAGGAUUUCUUGCCGGUCAACACAUCCAAUAACAACGGACGAAUCAAGCAGCUCCGCUCAGAGUCCUUUGGUGCGCUCCAGAUAGAGAUGAGUGAAGAGUCGGACCAGGGGAAGUAUGAGUGUGUUGCCACCAACAGCGAUGGGACACGCUAUUCCACCCCGGCUAAUCUGUAUGUCAGAGUACGUCGCGUCCCCCCUCGCUUCUCCAUACCCCCGGCAGACAGUGAGAUCAUGCCGGGGGGGAACGUCAACAUCACCUGUGUGGCGGUGGGCUCUCCUAUGCCGUACGUGAAGUGGAUGCUGGGAGCCGAAGAUCUGACGCCCGAGGAUGACAUGCCCAUCGGUCGCAACGUCCUCGAACUGACCGACGUCCGCCAGUCCAACAAUUACACUUGUGUCGCCAUGUCAACGCUUGGCGUGAUUGAGGCGGUGGCGCAGAUCAUCGUGAAAGCUCUUCCGAAGGCUCCUGGCACCCCAGUGGUGACGGAGAGAACUGCAACAAGCAUUACUCUCACCUGGGACUCUGGGAACCCCGAACCUGUCUCCUACUAUAUCAUACAGCACCGUGCCAAAGGCUCUGAGGACCCCUAUAAAGAGAUUGAUGGCAUCGCCACGACGCGCUACAGCGUGGGCGGCCUCAGCCCUUACUCCCACUAUGACUUCCGGGUGGCAGCUGUUAACACCAUUGGCCAGGGCCCCUCCAGCGAGGUGGUUGAGGCUCGCACAGCCGAGCAGGCCCCCUCCUCACCUCCCCGACAGGUCAGAGGUCGUAUGCUGAGCACCACAACAGCAAUCAUCCACUGGGACGAGCCGGAGGAACCUAACGGACAAGUUGUGGGCUACAGAGUCUACUACACCUCAGACAACACGCUGCCAGUCAACCAGUGGGAGAAGCAGAUGGUGCGCAGCGCCAACUUCAUCACCAUCCAGGGUUUGACUCCCAACAAGACUUAUUAUAUCAGAGUGUUGGCCUUCACCUCCGUAGGAGACGGUCCUCUGUCCCAGGACCUGCAGAUCAUAGCCAAGACUGGAGUUCCAUCCCAACCUUCAGAAUUUAAGGGUGAGGCCAAGUCUGAGACCAGUAUCCUGUUGUCCUGGGUGGCCCCACCCCAGGGCGGCCCCGACAACCAGAUCACAGGAUAUGAGCUGGUUUACCGACGAGCUGACGAAACAGAGGAGAAGAAAGUGAGCUUUGAGCCGACCACUUCCUACCUGUUGAAGAACCUGAAGCCUUUCUCCACCUACACCUUCCAGCUGGCUGCCAGGAGCAAACAUGGAAUUGGUGCAUAUACCAACGAAGUGUCCAUCGACACGCCACAGACGCUUCCUUCAGCACCUCCCCAGGACAUCACGUGCACCAGUCCCAGUUCUACCAGCAUCCUGGUAAGUUGGGCACCACCUCCUCUGGAGUUUCAGAACGGCAUCAUUACAGGAUACUCCAUCCAGUACUCCACCACCGAGGGCAACAAAACGUCAAAAAGAAUUGAUGGAAUUCAUCCGGAAAGUUCUCCGUAUCUCUUGGAAAACCUAGAGAAAUGGACUGAGUAUGGCAUAACGGUCCGGGCGCAGACGGAAGCCGGAGACGGACCGGAAAGUUUACAGCUGCUUAUCCGCACCGAGGAAGAUGUUCCAAGUGGUCCUCCGCGAGGGGUGGAGGCGGAGACUGUGAACGCCUCGGCCAUUAGGGUGAAAUGGCGAGCACCGGCACCCGAACGGCAGCACGGUCAGAUCCGAGGCUACCAAGUCCACUAUGUGAGGAUGAACUACGGCGAGCCUCAGGGUCAACCCUUCAUCAAGGACAUCCUCAUAGAGGACUCACAGUGGGAAUAUGAUGAUUCGACUGAAUAUGAGGUAGUUCUUGGAGAUCUGAAGGCAGACACUUCCUACUCUGUAUCAGUAGGGGCUUACACCGCCAAGGGCGAUGGUGCUCGUAGCAAAGCUGUUUCUGUCUGCACCGCCCUACCGUUGCCUGAGAAGCCCAAACUGAUGGUGAGUGCAACUGAUUCAGGCACAGCUGUGCUUCAGUGGUACCCGCCUCCCAACCCACCCACCCCACUUCUGGGUUACCGCCUCACCUUCGGCCGCGUUGAUGUCCUUCCCUUUACGGUGGUGGAGUUCCCCACCAAGGAGAACCGCUACACCGCCCAGGACAUCCACAAGGGAGCCAACUACGUAUUCAGACUCUCUUCCCGUAAUAAGAUGGGCUAUGGAGAGGAGGCAGUGAAGGAGGUGACUACUCCAGAAGAUGCCCCAAGUGGAUACCCAGAAAAUAUUAUCUCAGAGGAGGCUUCUGCCAGCUCCCUCCGGCUGGCAUGGAAAUCAGUCCCACUAAUUGAGCAAAAUGGGAAAAUCGUGAAGUACUCAGUGCUGUACAAAGAUAUAAACAGUCGAGGAAAUGCUUCGGAAGUUGUGGUGCCCGCUCCAGGGUCGAGUGUUUUGUUGGAGGCUCUGAGUGCCGAUACUGUGUAUGAUGUCAGGGUGUGCGCGUUCACAGCUGUCGGCCCCGGGCCGUACAGCCCCAGUGUCCAGUUUAGGACGCAGCGGCUGGACCAAGUUUUUGCCACCAACUUCAGAGUAAAGGCUGCUAUGAAGAACUCUGUUCUGCUGUCCUGGGAGAUCCGAGACAAGAACCCCGCCCAGCCUUUCACUAUUCUGUAUGGAAAGGGCCAGUCUGUGGAGGUGGACGGGAAGCAGACUCAGAAGCUGAUCACCGGCUUGGAGCCUGACACCCAGUACUCCUUUCUGCUCACUAACCGGGCCAACAGCGCCGGGGGCCUGCAGCACCGUGUCACCGCCACCACCGCCCCAGACAUCCUGAAAACCAAACCCACCGUGGUGGGAAAGACUAACGCUGACGGCAUGGUGACUGUGCAGCUGCCGUCUGUGCAGACCACAGCUAAAGUCAGGGGUUACUAUGUGGUGGUCGUACCACUGAAGAAGCAGCGAGGAGGAAAGUUCCUGAAUCCGUGGGAGGAGCCUGACCAGAUGAACCUGGAUGAGCUCCUGAAAGAGAUCAACCGGACCAGCGUCAGUCGCGCCCUUCGCAUCCGCAGACAGGCUGGCCAAUCAGAUCCCAGGGCUUAUGUGACCGCUCACUUUAAAACCCUCCCCCUGGAGUUCACGCUCGGCGACGGGCGGAACUACGGAGACUUCCGCAACCGUCCGCUCCAGAACGGACAGGAAUACGUGUUCUUUGUGCUGGCGCUGCUCGACCUCUCUGAGAAUACCAUGUUCGCCACCAGCCCUUAUUCUGACCCCGUGACCUCAUCGGAUGUGGAUCCUCAGCCAAUCGUUGACGAGGAGGAGGGGCUGCUGUGGGUGGUCGGGCCUGUGCUGGCUGUCAUCUUCAUCGUCUGCAUUGUGAUUGCCAUUCUCCUCUUCAAGAGCAAACCUGACAGGAAAAGGGCUGAAGCAGAGGGCAGGAAGGGCAGUUUUCCCUGCAGCAAAGCCAUGUCGUCACACCAUCCCACUGAUCCCGUGGAGCUACGCAGAAUCAACUUCCAGACUCCAGGCAUGGCGAGUCACCCGCCCGUCCCCAUCUCCGAGCUGGCAGAUCACAUUGAGCGCCUCAAGGCGAACGACAAUCUCAAGUUCUCUCAAGAGUACGAGUCUGUCGACCCCGGUCAGCAGUUCACAUGGGAGAACUCCAACUUGGAGGUCAACAAACCAAAGAACCGCUACGCUAACGUCAUUGCCUAUGAUCACUCCAGGGUUAUACUCUCCAGUAUUGAGGGUGUCCCCGGCAGUGACUACAUCAACGCUAACUAUAUCGAUGGCUACCGCCGUCAGAAUGCCUAUAUCGCCACUCAGGGCUCCCUCCCUGAGACCUUCGGGGACUUCUGGAGGAUGGUCUGGGAGCAGCAUACAGCCAACAUCAUCAUGAUGACCAAGCUGGAAGAGAAGUCACGGGUGAAGUGUGAUCAGUACUGGCCGACGAGGGGCACGGAGACCUACGGCCUCAUCCAGGUCACUCUGCUCGACACGGUGGAGCUGGCCACCUACUCUGUCAGGACUUUCGCUCUUUACAAGAGCGGUUCCAAUGAGAAGCGUGAGGUUCGUCACUUCCAGUUCACGGCCUGGCCAGACCACGGGGUGCCUGAACAUCCCACCCCCUUCCUGGCCUUCCUGCGCAGGGUCAAGGCCUGCAACCCCCCUGACGCAGGACCCAUGGUCGUCCAUUGCAGUGCUGGAGUGGGCCGCACAGGCUGCUUCAUCGUGAUCGACGCCAUGACGGAGCGAAUCAAGCACGAGAAGACCAUCGACAUCUACGGCCAUGUCACGCUGAUGCGCUCCCAGAGGAACUACAUGGUCCAGACGGAGGACCAGUACAUUUUCAUCCACGAUGCGCUGCUGGAGGCCGUGACCUGCGGGAACACCGAGGUCCCCGCCAGGAACCUGUACUCCUACAUCCAAAGGCUGACGCAGAUUGAACCUGGAGAGAAUGUCACCGGCAUGGAGCUGGAGUUCAAGCGUCUGGCCAGUGCCAAGGCCCACACAUCGCGGUUCGUGAGUGCCAACCUGCCGUGCAACAAGUUCAAGAACCGGCUGGUGAAUAUCAUGCCCUAUGAGACCACUCGUGUGUGUCUGCAGCCAAUCAGAGGAGUGGAGGGAUCUGACUAUAUCAACGCCAGCUUCAUUGAUGGAUACAGGCAGCAGAAGGCCUACAUAGCAACCCAAGGCCCACUGGCUGAGACCACAGAGGACUACUGGAGGAUGUUAUGGGAACACAACUCCACCAUAGUUGUCAUGCUAACCAAACUGAGAGAAAUGGGACGGGAGAAGUGUCACCAGUACUGGCCUGCAGAGCGCUCAGCCAGGUACCAGUACUUUGUGGUGGAUCCAAUGGCCGAGUACAACAUGCCCCAGUACAUCCUCCGAGAGUUCAAAGUCACCGACGCCAGGGAUGGCCAAUCACGGACAGUUCGCCAAUUCCAGUUCACUGAUUGGCCAGAACAAGGAGUGCCAAAGUCAGGGGAGGGAUUCAUUGAUUUCAUUGGUCAAGUGCACAAAACUAAAGAACAGUUUGGCCAGGAUGGGCCAAUUACUGUGCAUUGCAGUGCUGGAGUUGGGAGAACUGGUGUGUUCAUCACCCUGAGCAUCGUGCUGGAGAGGAUGAGGUACGAGGGAGUGGUGGACAUCUUCCAGACCGUCAAGAUGCUGCGCACCCAGAGACCUGCCACCGUUCAAACAGAGGACCAGUACCAGUUCUGCUACCGGGCCAGUCUGGAGUACCUGGGAAGCUUUGAUCACUAUGCAACAUAAACCCAGUGGCCGUCUCUCACACCACAUCCUACCUAGUGCACUUUUCUUAGGUUCGCAUGCAGCCUGAAUAAAUGCACUAGGCUGCGAUGUGUCUCUGAAGAUAUCGCCACCACAUGCAGAGUGAAGGGGGACCAUCGGCUUAUCCCGUACCCAGAAACAGCACCUCUAACUGAGCCAUAGCAACCUGCUUGACAAGGGUGUUUCCUUCCACCCUCAGCCCAAACACACCCAUUGGUCAGUCUGGAGAAGCAACUUCAACCACUGUUCCAAUCAGAAUACUUGAUCAAAAAUAGAUUUUAUUUGUUUAAGUGCUUUUGUGAGCACCCAGAUUGCUUUACAUUGUUUGGGUGUGGAACUCUCACCUCGUCCACCACCAGUGUAGCAUCACCAACCUAAAUACAGGACCCGGCUACAGUAUUUAGCUGUCACAGGACAUUUUGAUUUUUCUAUCUUUAGACUGUCUAGAAAGGAGUCUACAAAUCCAUCAUAUGGAAGCCUCGUGGACUGAAAGAACUGGGACUUUUGAGCACCAGAGAUUUUGCCAACAGGAGACUGAAAACACAGAGCACACAGUAUUAAAGACAAAGAACACACAUUCAAAUGAGAAAGACACCGACAAGUGUUUUUUUUUUCUGUUUUGUUUUGGAAACAGACUCUCGUUUCCUGUGAAUGAAAAAGAAGGUAUUUCUACCAUACAGUAAUAAAAACCACCAGUUCAACCUUAUGCUUCACAAUUUAGGAUAAGGGAAAUUUGAGAGAACUUAAAAUGCAUACCACAAAGUCAAACAUUCAUUUAGUUUUUUAGAAAAGUAUCUAUGUGACUAUCUUGUUUUUUAAAACUGGGUAUUCCUUAUGGCACGUUCACUCUUUUUUUUUUUGACUUUGUCUCCACUGACCAUACACAGGCAAAAAGUUGUGGUUUCUUUUUUUUUGUUUGGUUGGUUGUUUGUUUUUGUUUUGGGUUUUUUUUUUUUUUUGAGUAAUCCAAUGAGCUGUAGCGAUUUGUUUUUAAAGUGAUGCGGUACUGUUUUAAAGUGUACAAUCAAAUCUGUUGUGGGAAAUGUUCACAGUUCUAUGAAAAAAAAACGCCACCAUUGAGUGUCACUCUCCUGUAUUCUCUACCCACUCUCGUUUCUUAAAAACACAAACACACCCGCAUGCACACAGGACUCUCAACCUCAUUUCUAUCUGGCCUACCACGUCAGAGACUCGAGGACGGCCAUUUUUUGCAUUUCAAGGGGCCACAGAGGUACACAGUAUUAACCCCGCUGCUAUCGGAUAGUCCCCAGAAUAACCCCGCCAAGUUGUUCAUGUGCAAGUUGAGCAAAAAGCCACAUAGAUCACAACUACAGAGAGUAUGCACAGAAAGCAAAAUAGUAUUUAUGUGUCCAAAUAAGCUUCACAAAGAUUUCUCAAGCAGGGAGCGAGAAAGGGAUGUAGAAAAGCAAAGCAAAAGGAACGAUUCUCUCACUGGAAUGCUCACCUCUGACUUUUCUCUCUGUCUGAUUCAGUGUGCAAUAAGUAGAUGUAUGAUAUAUUUUUGUGUCAAGUCACUAACUGCAAUUAUAUGCCAUUAUGAUGAUGAUGAUGAUAUUGAUGAUGGUGCAUCAUUUUCCAGACACAAGGAUGUUACAAUUGAUAUGGUUCCCGCCACCGUUAAAUGUGUCCAAACAGAGGAAUGACCUCUGACCUCCUAGGAAGUAGAUCUUUUAUCAUGCCACAGUUCUAGUAGAUGAUGUCAUCCCUCUGUGUGUCACGGCAACCAACGAAUGAUCGAACUCAUAUUUCAACAGCAUCUAAUAAGUAUUUUGAUUUUAGAUUUCUAGUGCCUUAUAUUACACGCCUAUUUUGAUAAAGUUACUUUAAAGGGUUUUUUGUGUAUUUUAUGUAUGUAUGCUUGUAUGUAUGUGAAUUGAAUGUCUGUGUAUAUUAUUUUAUCAUGUUACAGUAUGUGAAAGUAUCUCGUGCAUUCUGUUUUUGGCAGUGAAAUUUUGUAUGGACGGCUCUGUGUAGGCUGAAUAGUUGUACUCAUCACUUUCAAACCCAGCAACAACAUCAUCAUAUCUCUUUUAAUCAAAAAAAAAAAAAAUCUUAUCAUACCUGAAACUCAACUACAGACAAAAAAAAUGUGGUUUCAAAAUAGGUUAUUAGCUGGAUGCUCUGAUCAUUUUGAACAGAAAAAAAAAAGUUUCUAUGUCGACAGCUUUCCGUCUUUUCUUCCUGGGACACUUGCACAAGCUUUGUGUAUAUACUCUUUCAUGGAGACUUCAGUUUGCCUGCCAUGAAAUUUUGGCCACUUUCACAACUUUGGCGCCGACUGUGAGCUGGCUCAGACAAGUCAUACUUACUCAGCUAUGUAGAAAUCUAUAUAAAGCUGAACAGCAGUGGCUUUCUGUGUCAGUUUGAAGAAAAAGCAAAGUAACGAACCGUAUGGAUAUGGAAACAUAUCCCACCUGAAGCCCUUCAACUACAAUCAGUCAAACUGGUCAUCCGUGUUUUGAUGUUCAUCAUCCUGUUCUGAUGUCUACAGUUAUAUAUUUUUUCCUUUAAUGACAAAGGCUGAGAGAAGUUCAGGUGCUACGUCUCCAACGACACAGAACCUGCAUCAUCUUUUUUUUUUUUGUAUCACCAUUAACGCUUGACCAUAUAAGGGAUUGUUGACAGUUUUCCACCAUCUUACAGUAACCCUGUUGUCGUUUUUUUGUAUGCAUGGUACCACUUUUGAGAUGCCCCCUUGGUCGCACCUGUUAUGGGAAGACUUGCACUUUCUCUCUUUGUACUAUGCACUAAUACUAGUAUCCUAUUAUCUCUGAAAGCCCCGCCCCCAAAAGAAGUUUUACUUGAACUCAGUACAGAUGGACCCUGUAAUGCUCACAUGGUUGUGUAUAUGUAAAUAACACAAAACACUGAGAGUAAUUGAAAUUCAUAAAUAAAUAAAUGAAGGAUUAAGGUAAAGAGUGAAUAAAAAUCUAUCAGAUAUACAGAGUGAUAUAAUAAAAGGAUGCACCUGAAAUCACAGUUUAUGGCACCGCAGUAAGUGCAAUACAUCACAUUGUGGAUUUGUUGUACCACAAAAGAGAAGUUUCACAAAAAAAGUGUUCUAUUUUACCCCCAAUGUAUCAUGUAGAUGGAUAAAACUGGAGUUUAUAAAUUGUAUAAAAAUGAAAAUAUGGUGUGUUACUUGGAUCAGUUACCUCCAAUUGGUCUGUAAAUGUAAACUUUUUUUUUUUGGUUUGUUUUCUGCUCCGAGUCAACAAGUGCUUUUUAUUUUCUUACAUUGGUUCUCGGAGCGCGUGAAAACCGAAAAACAGGACUGUAUGGAUUUCUGUUCUUUGUCGACACAAGUUUCAUUUGUUACAAAUAAACUCAAGUGAAAUAA